AUAUAAAUAGACACAACUUAGAUAAAAGAAUUCUUGUGAUAAUUCCCCCUCCAACUCAAUUAACAAUUUGUUUAUUAGAUUUUGAGAGAUUGAAACCCAUGAAUCCCAAGUGGGGUAGCUAAAAUCCCAUUUAUAUUAUAUAAAUAACUUAGACUUUGAUCACAAAAUUGUCUCAAACCCAUCAAAAUUCAGCUUUGUUUGUAUAUAUAUAUUUUUUAUCACAUCACUUUCCAAUACGCUUUCUCUUCCCUUAGUUUUUGGUAACUAAGCUGAGCCAUAACUUUCUGCAAUUCCUAGUCCAACUUCGACUAAGACAAAAUGGAUCUUGAAAAUGGAACUGUUCGAUAUGAUGAGGAAUAUAUCAUGAAUUCUCGAGGGUUAAAGCUUUUCACAUGUAAAUGGAUUCCAGUGAAUAAAGAACCAAAAGGUUUAAUCUUCAUCUGCCAUGGCUAUGCCAUGGAAUGCAGCAUCACCAUGAACAGCACUGCAAUUCGGCUGGUGAAAGCAGGAUUUGCAGUUUAUGGAAUUGAUUAUGAAGGCCAUGGAAAAUCGUCAGGGCUGCAAGGCUAUAUCUCAAGUUUUGACAAUGUUGUUGAUGAUUGCUCCAAUUUUUUCACACAAAUAUGUGAGAAAAAAGAGAACAAAAAGAAGAUGAGAUUUUUGUUAGGGGAAUCCAUGGGUGGAGCAGUGCUGCUACUGGUAAACAGAAGAAAGCCAGACUAUUGGGAUGGGGCAGUCCUGGUUGCACCUAUGUGUAAGAUUGCAGAUGAAAUGAAACCACAUCCACUUGUUAUUACUGUUUUGGAAAAGCUUUGCAAAUUUAUUCCAGAAUGGAGAAUAAUUCCAGUUCAAGAUGUCAUUGAUGCUGCUUUUAAACAGCCUGAGAUUAGAGCACAGGUUAGAGCAAACCCAUAUUGCUACAAAGGACGUCCUCGUUUGAACACAGGCAAUGAACUUCUAAAGACCAGCUUGGAGCUUGAACAAAGACUUAAUGAGGUUUCAUUACCAUUUCUAGUUCUCCACGGAGAUGAUGACAAAGUGACAGAUAAAGCUGUUAGCCAACAACUCUAUGAUGUGGCAGCAAGUUCAGACAAGACAUUCAAGCUGUAUCCUGGAAUGUGGCAUGGCCUGCUAUAUGGGGAAACACCAGAAAACAUUGAGAUUGUGUUUGCAGAUAUCAUCAACUGGUUAAACCAGAGAACUAAAUCCGGAAAUUCGAGGUUGGAGAGGGAAUUGAAGCAUCAAAAUGAUGAGCUGUUAUAUUCAAAAGAGAAGGAACAGAUCAGUGAUUAGGCACUCUCAAAUACUACAAUUAGCUGAUGUAAAUUGUACAUAUGGAAUAAAAAUUAGUGCCAUAUUUCUAUAGA
Molecule: messenger RNA, 1367 nt
Organism: Durio zibethinus
Lineage: Eukaryota; Viridiplantae; Streptophyta; Magnoliopsida; Malvales; Malvaceae
Product: caffeoylshikimate esterase-like
Source: RefSeq, a predicted model, not a curated record